Molecule: messenger RNA, 7294 nt
Organism: Patiria miniata (bat star)
Lineage: Eukaryota; Metazoa; Echinodermata; Asteroidea; Valvatida; Asterinidae
Exons: 40
Coding region: 1-6930 (2309 amino acids)
Biological process (GO): protein dephosphorylation
Molecular function (GO): protein tyrosine phosphatase activity; protein binding
Source: RefSeq, a predicted model, not a curated record
AUGGAGGACCGUCUCAAUUUCAUCGUUUUGUUACUUCUGCUGGGACUGUUUAAAGGUGUUUCAGCCGUCAUUGAUUUCACCUGUAUCACCAAGCCCCGUAUCGAUAUCGACAGUGAAGACACCUACAUCGCUGCCUAUCUACAUGGCAGUGAUGCUGCGCUGUCCUUUGCUCGAACAACCUACACGUACACAAGCGUCGAUAACAUAAAGGACCAGUUAGGGCUACCUUCAGACCACGAUUUGGAGCCACACUCGUCAUCAGAGGGAGAUAAGAUAUCUAUUCUUCGAUUGCCAGCGGCUGGAGGGAAGACUAGGAUUGGGUUCUUUGCCUGCCGAGCAAAUCAGGAAACUCACAGCAUUGGUACCCUCAUCAUGAACAGAAACGCUGACUUUCUCCCUACCCGAGUGAGUCAUACGGUAAACAGGGGAGAUGCUGUCAAUCUGACCGUCACUGCAACGGACCAAACCCGUACCAAAACAAAAUGGAGAAAAGACUCAAGUGACCCCAUCAAAGGACGAGACAAAUUGUUUUUCAGUUUUACAAAUGCUCAAGUCCGUGACAGCAGAAAUUAUGAGGUCCAUUUCGCCGGGCAGCGCAGUACCGGAAAACAGGCACUUAUGCGUUUGAUUGUCAGAGCUUGCCUAGAGAAAAAAUGGAAUUCGCACUCAUGCAGUGCAGAUUGUCCAGUCUGUUUCAAUGGCGGAGUGUGUGACGACCAGAGCGGAGACUGCAUUUGCCCGCCUGGAUUUAGUGGCGAUUUCUGCGAAACUCCUGAGGGACCCAACCGUUUUGGCCAAUCAGGAAGUUUUCGUUGCGACUCACCUGAGUUAGGGGAAGGUCCUACGUGUGCAGGGAUGCUGUUCUGUUUACCAGAUCCUUAUGGCUGCUCGUGUGCUUCAGGGUACCAAGGAAUCGACUGUGAUGACUCGUGUGGCGAUGGUUUCUACGGAGCAGACUGUGCACAGACCUGUCACUGCAUGGACGGGGCCGCGUGCAAUAUAACUACGGGCGAGUGUCCCGAGGACUGUGCGCCAGGAUUCGCGGGUAUCAACUGUCAGGUCAAGUUAACCGUAGAUGAUUUCACCUGUGUCACCAAGCCCCGUAUUGACAUCGACAGUGGAGACAGCUACAUCGCAGCCUAUCUACAUGGCGGUAAUGCCAACCUGUCCUUCGCUCGAACGACGUUCACAUAUACAGGAAGUGAAAGUCCCAAUCCCCCUGUACCCCCAGCGACGUUACAGUUACCUAACAACUCUGUGGGAACAACCUCAUCAUCUGCGGGAAAUAAGAUCUCUGUUCUCCGAUUGCCAGCGGCAGGGGGGAAGACUAGGAUUGGGGCUUUCGCUUGCAGAGCAACGGCAGCGGGAACUGAUCCAUACAACAUUGGUACCGUCAUCAUGAGCAGUAAGGCUGACUAUCUUCCCACUCAAGUGAGUCAGACAGUACACCGGGGAGGUGCAGUCACUCUGACCGUCACUGCAACAAACCCAGCCCGUACCGACACUCGAUGGAGAAAGGAUGGCAGUGGAGUCAUCCUGAACAGAAGCGACAGUCUGUACUUUGAUUUCAUCAACACCAAUGUCUUAGACACUGGGAUCUACGAGGUACACUCUGCCGGGAAACGUAAUCAUGGAAACCAGGCACUCAUGCGGUUGAUUGUCAGAGGUUGCGGAAGAAAUAUUUGGAAUGCUCCCUCUUGUGACAGUGAUUGUCCAGUCUGUUUGAAUGGCGGUAUUUGUGAUGACCGGAGCGGCGUCUGCAUCUGUCCACCUGGUUUUGGUGACAGAUUCUGCGAAAUAUUUUUAGGACGAAACCACUUUGGUCAAUCGGGAAGUUUUCGCUGCGACUCACCUGAGUUAGGAGGCGGUCCUACGUGUGCAGGGAUGCUGUUCUGUUUACCAGAUCCUUAUGGCUGCUCGUGUGCUGCAGGGUACCAAGGAAUCGAUUGCAAUGAAACUUGUGGGGAUAAUACUUACGGAGCAGACUGUGCACAGACAUGCCACUGCAAGGACGGGGUCGCGUGCGACAAAUCUACGGGCGAGUGUCAAGGGGACCAGGACUGCGCGCCUGGAUUCACGGGCAUCAACUGUCAAGAAAAGUGUCUCCCAUCAAGAGAAAGCAGCUCAUCAUGCGACAAAACCUGCACUUCGCCUCCAGUUCCACUUCCUGUCAGUGAACUCGCUGUGGCAGGCACCUAUAUUGAUAAGUUGUUUGUAUCAUGGAGAGCCAGUACAAGUCCGGAAAACCCUUGUCGAUCAGAGGACUAUCUCGUGACGUAUGAACUCCUCAGUCGUGACCAAUUACCGUUAGUCGCUCCGGAAGUCCACUCGAUUGAUCCAGCCCCCGACAGCAUCAUGUUCAACUGGUACCCCAUCCCUUGUGGCAGUACACGUGGCAACAUCACGUCGUAUGAAACACGUCUGACCUCACCAGGAAGAGAGAUUAACACUAAGACUGUCACAACCGAGUCUGUGACUUUUCAUGGCUUGUCGCCGUGUUCUCUCUACACCCUACGAGUGUGGCCUCGUACCAAAGCCGGAAGAGGUCCACCAGUGGAAGUGCAACAAGGAACGGACACUAUUGAGCCACUUCCUGUCAGUGAACUCGCUGUGGCAGGUACCUCUAUUGAUAAGUUGCUUGUAUCAUGGAGAGCCAGUACAAGUCCGGAAAAUCCUUGUCGAUCAGAGGACUAUCUCGUGACGUAUGAACUCCUCAGUCGUGACCAAUUUCCGUUAGUUGCUCCGGAAGUCCACUCGAGUGAUCCAGCCUCCGACAGCAUCAUGUUCAACUGGAACUCCAUCCCUUGUGGCAGUACACGUGGCAACAUAACGUCGUAUGAAACACGUCUGACGUCAUCAGGAAGAGUGAUUGGCAGUAAGAAUGUCACAACCGAGUUUGUGACAUUUGAUGGCUUGUCGCCGUGUUCUCUCUACACCCUACGAGUGUGGCCUCAUACCAAAGCCGGAAGAGGUCCACCUAUGGUAGAGCACCAAAGAACAGACACUAUUGUUCCAGAUGCUGUUGGAGAAUUGUCUAUCAAAGCCGUUCGUCAUGAGCAACUAAAUGUUAAUUGGAAAGCCUCGACAAACCGUGACACCUCUUGCCCCGCAACUGAAUACCUUGUGACAUAUGAACUCAUCAACCUAGAGCAGUGUCAGGAGAUGCAGGGAAACAUCCAGACUAGAAACACGUCUACGACUGCAAUCAGUUUACAAGGAUUAAAGGCGUACUCUAAAUACAACGUGACUGUCACACCAAGAAAUGAAGCAGGGUUAGGCCAGCCACUCUCCAAACAAAAGCGAACUCGAUGGACAGCAACAACAGCAACACCUGUUAAUAUUACUAUUGUCGCAACGCCUGACAGCAUCUCAUUUGCAUGGGAUCCCGUCCCAUGUGGAAGGAGAGGCGAGCCGCUCAGAGGAUACGGGUAUCAGCUCAGAAAGGACGGGAAUAAGGAAACUAUCAGAAGCAGAAACAUCAGUGCUGAUUCCGUAACAUUCUAUCCAUUAUCUGCGUUUCCAGACGCAGUUGAAGGACUAACAAUCACACCUCUUGGCCAUGAUCGACUGGGCGUACAAUGGAAUGCCUCGUCAAAUACAAACAACGAUUGCCAUGCAACUGACUACCACGUGACCUAUGAACUCAUCAACUUGGAGCAGUGCCAAGAGGCGCCGGAUCACGAUGUUAGCGCGACGAACGUGACUGUGACCAACAUCACGAUCAAUGGACUUCAUGCGUACUCGUCGUACAAUGUGACGGUGACACCACGAAACGAGGCUGAGUACGGUCCGAUGCUGUAUCAAACAGUUCAAACUGGAGAAAAGAAACCAACGGGAACUCCGAUACUUGGCGAGAGCACCGCAUCGUCUGACAAUAUUACUUUCACCUGGUCCCAAGUUCCUUGUGGCGGUAGAGGAGGUAAUAUUACGAAGUACCGGUACAAGUUGAUGAAGAGAGGCAACGCAACUGCAAUAGAAAAAGAAGACACUACUGCAACGUCCGUCACAUUUCGCGACUUAUCACCUUGUACAUCGUACGCAUUCAGAGUCCGCGCAUUCAAUGGUGAAAGAAAGGGACCUUGGACUAAUGAGUCCUACCAAGACACAGUUGUAAUAGAUGAAAUACAAGACCUCAACCUGGACGCCUCAGUAAAUGAAAUCAAGGCCUCUUGGACAACUGCUGGUAACGAGGACAACCCGUGCCCUGUGACCUCGUACCGCGUGAGUUACCAACUUCUCAACUUGGAGCAGUGCCAACCACAGAUCGAUCCAGCGCUGACAAGUGCGACAGUUCAAAAUGGCAGUGACAAGGAUAUUACAUCAAUGCAUGCUUACUCUACGUACAGUGUGCAAGUCGUACCAGCAAACAAUGCUGGCGCGAAAUACAUGAAGAACAAGACAGUUACGACUGACGAGGGAGUACCAUUGGCUGCUCCGGUACUCAACAACAUGCUCCCAUCCAGUCAGAACGUUCGAGUGUCAUGGCAUCCCAUUCCCUGCGGCAAACGAGGCGGUAACAUCACAGGCUACACGUACGAGCUGCGUGACGCAUCGGGGUCCAUGAUACAAACAGCCGACACCACGGCAGAGUCUGUUGAAGUCGAUGGUCUGUCACAGGGGGCGUCCUACUCCUUUAGGCUGUGGGCGUCUACGCAUGUAGGGCCGGGACCCUGGAGGGAAGAUGAUUUUGAGAUUCCCAAAGAUGCUGCUGCUCCGCCUACUCCGCCUGGGAGUAGUCCUGCGGGCUCAGUUUUGGGCGUGGUCGUCUUUAUCUUGGUAGUUGCGGUUCUUGCUCUCCUGAUAGUUGUCGUAGUCAAGAAACGACGAAAGCAGAGGACCAAUGCACUGAGCAAGGACAGCACUGGCGAUGGUGUCCAGGAUAUUUAUGGGAAAGGAGACCAAGGUGGAGUUGAGCUGAAGAAUCUGCCAUCUACGUCUGGUUACAAGCCAUACGCUACAAAGGGUCAUGAACCAGUGGUGUCAUCUACUAAUCCACCAAAGUCAACCGAUCAAGUAGCUGUUGAUGUGUUGCCAAAAGCAGGACCAUCCACUGAUUCAGCAUCAGCAUCUGGUCCAUCCACAUCCACUAAGGCUCCCGUGAAGCCCAAGCCGUACGUCAAUCCUGCCUCCAAGCCCAAGCUGAAGGCUUCGGCAAAGGCAUCCCCGAGUUUCCCCCAAGCCGGCCCAGUUGCCAUGGCUCACCUGGCUGAAUACAUCAAGAGUAGAACAGCCGGGAAGAUCAAUGGAUUCCAACAAGACUAUGAAUCGAUUCCUGGUGAACCAAUCCACCCUUGGAAUGUGGCCAAACAGGAUCACAACAAGAAGAACAACAGAUACAAUAACAUCCUGGCCUAUGACCAUUCUCGCGUGGUCUUGGAGUGUCUUGAGGAUAACCCACACUCAGACUACAUCAAUGCCUCCUACAUCAAUGGAUACAAGCAAGAUUACAAGUACAUUGCCAGUCAAGGUCCUACCAAGGCAUCAGUGAAGGACAUGUGGCGCAUGGUGUGGCAAGAGCGAGUGGGCAAGAUCGUCAUGCUGACGAACCUGAUCGAACAUGGCAAGGGGAAAUGCGAGCAGUACUGGCCCGAUGGCAGUUCCGACUACGGAGAACUGUUUGUCCGGAAAGUGGACGAAACAAAACACUCUAAUUGCAUUGUGAGGACUUUCCACGUGUCAAAGAGCACUGAGCCCGAGGGUGAGUACCGUGAGUUAACCCAGUUCCAUUACACCACCUGGCCAGACAUGAAACCACCAGAGUCAUCUCCGCUACUUCAGUUUGUAAGAAGGGUCCGAGCAGCAGACGCUUCACAACAUGGACCUAUGGUUGUCCACUGCAGUGCUGGAGUUGGCCGCACAGGAACCUUCAUCACUCUGGACUCCAUGCUUGAGAUGGCGGAGGCAGAGGGCCAAGUCGAUGUCUUGAAGUUUGUACGUGAUAUGAGGGAUCAGCGCUUCCUUAUGGUGCAAACUCUGGAUCAAUACAAGUUCAUCUUCGAUGCUCUGUUGGAGUCAAGUCUGUUAGAGAACACGGCCAUCAGCGCUGAUUGCUUCCAUCAGAGCUACGCUAAACUCAAGAAACGGGACAAGAAGACAGGGACUACUGGCAUUGAGGCGCAGUUCCAGAUGUUGGAGUCAUUCACUGCCUCACCGAGCGAGGAGCAGUGUAUGGGAGGGAGAAGCGCCGCCAACGUUGAUAAGAACAGAUUCAAAGAAUGCAUUCCAAAAGACAGCACCCGACCGUAUCUGAUGACAAAAGGUGACGAAAGAAGUACCAACUACAUCAAUGCUACAUUCCUGGAUGGUUAUAACAGUAAGCAUGCCUACCUAGCCACCCAGGCACCUCUGCCUAACACACGGGGUGAUAUGUGGAGGAUGGUGUUUGACUACAAAGCAUCUUGCAUUGUCAUGCUCAAUUCCAUGGACAAUGACCCGAGCGUUGUCCAGUAUUGGCCAGAGAAGGACAGUUUGGAGUUCGGACCCCUUACCGUUACACUGACGAAUGAGGACCGGUAUAGCGAGGACAUUAUCAUACGGCAGUUUGAUGUUAGCUAUCCCGCUAGGAAGAAUGACGAGGUUCAGAGCGUCUGUCAGAUCCAAUACCUGGGAUGGCCCCCAGGGAAGGAGGUUCCAAGAUCCCCAUCUAGUCUCCUUAAGGUGCUGGAGGCUGUUAAGAUGUGGACGACCGACCACCCUGAUGGACCCAUCACUGUCCACUGCAUUGACGGUGUUGGAUGCAGCGGAACCUUCUGCGCCAUACUCACACUCCUGGACCAACUGGCAGUGGAGAAAGACGUAGACGUCUUCCAAGCCAUCAAGAAACUCCGCAUCACCCGGGCUGGGAUGGUCAACACUUUGGCUCAGUACCAACUGUGCUACCAGGUGAUCCAAACCUACUUGGAUUCCGGCUCAAUCUACGAGAACUAUUGAUACACCAGUGUGGAACAAGUUAUUUAACAUCAUAAAUGUCAGAUUUGCAUGUCCAUUAAUUUGUAACUGAUACCUAAAGUUUUCGUAACGUCAGAGAGGAUUUUUAAAAGGUAGGUUUCGCUUCUACCUCGGUAUGAAAUCUAGUUUCAAUUCUAGCUCAGCAAAUUUCUAUUCGUCUUGGGGCCAGGCUACUAGCCUUUUUGUUCCUAUCUCGCUGACUGACUUUCUGACUGACUGACAAGACUGUUUGCUGUACGGAGCGCUGGGCAGUGUUAUCGUAUAGGAUUACCCCGUAAUGUGCUAAAUCUGGGUCAUUGUGUAGACCAGGGCCCAAUUUCACGGCGCUGCUUAAAAGCACAAAAAU